AUGGCAGAGUUCAACAAAGAUAUCAAAAUCAUCGCCGGCGCCGGUGCUGAUGAUAACAGCAUUGCCCUCAAAGAUGCGUUAAUCUCCCACCUCCGCUCACUCAACAUCCAAGUCGAAGAUCUCGGAAACUCUUCUUAUUACUCCAUCAGCGCCGAAGUCGGCCGUCGAGUUUCUCAAUCUUUAUCUUCCUCCCCGGAGAUCCGCGGUCUAGUUGCCUGUGGAACUGGUGCUGGCGUCUCCAUCUUCGCCAACAAGUUCCCCGGCGUGUUCGCCACCACCUGUCUUACUCCAUCUGAAGCUGUCAACGCCCGUUCUAUCAACAACUCAAACGUCCUUGCUGUCUCCGGUUAUUUUACUUCAAAGGAAACAGCUAUCGAGAUCAUAGAUGCGUGGUUGAGUACACCAUUCAAAUCUCCCUGUCCAGCAAACGACAACAAAGUGUGGCCAGAGGAGGUGGAGAAGUUUCUAGACAAGUCUCUGGUUGAAAUGCCGGAAAUCGGAAAGGGAGACGCGGUUAACAAGUGUGCAAUAUGCUGUUUGGCUAAGAACAGGGAGCUGAAGGCAGUGGACUUGAUUCCAGGCGGGUCAAUGAAGAUUGUUAGGGAGAGUCCAACUUCGGGGUUUGUGAGAUUCAAGGCGGGGAGCGUGGAGCCAGCACAUCACCACACGUUUGGGCACGAUUUGGUAGUGAUUGAAGGGAAGAAGAGUGUUUGGAAUGUGACAAAAGAGGAGAGGUAUGAUCUAAGUGUUGGGGAUUACUUGUCUAUUCCGGGUGGUGAUGUGCAUAGAGUGAAGUAUCAUGAGGACACUGAGUUCUUUGUCAAGUGGGAUGGUCAGUUUGAUAUAUUUUUUGAGGAGGAUCUUGAUGCUGCCAAUCUUGCAUAG
Lathyrus sativus (Indian pea) is the source of this 885-nucleotide messenger RNA. The record is from the annotation of a GenBank genome assembly. Lineage: Eukaryota; Viridiplantae; Streptophyta; Magnoliopsida; Fabales; Fabaceae.